ACGGGGGAGCGGGGGGCUCGUCAGGUCCAGGGGCCCGAAACAAGCAGCCGCGGACUCUGAGAAGCCAGCAGCUCGGGCCUCGGUAGCAGCGGCCUCGCCGGCCGGAGCGGGGGGGUGGGGCGCCGAGCGCGCGGGGAGGGGGGUCCUGGUCCUCGGCUCCUGGACUCGGUCGUGCCUCGACAGCGAACAUGUCUCGGCCUGUCAGAAAUAGGAAGGUCGUUGAUUACUCACAGUUUCAGGAAUCAGAUGAUGCAGAUGAAGAUUAUGGAAGAGAUUCAGGCCCUCCUGCUAAGAAAAUUCGGUCAUCUCCCCGAGAAGCUAAAAAUAAGAGGCGAUCUGGAAAGAAUUCACAGGAAGACAGUGAAGACUCAGAAGAAAAAGAUGUGAAGACUAAGAAGGAUGAUUCUCACUCAGCAGAUGACAGUGAAGAUGAAAAAGAUGAUCAUAAGAAUGUUCGCCAGCAACGACAGGCAGCGUCUAAAGCGGCUUCUAAACAGAGAGAGAUGCUCCUGGAAGAUGUUGGCAGUGAGGAAGAGCCAGAAGAAGAUGAUGAGGCACCAUUCCAGGAGAAAGAUUCUGGCAGCGAUGAAGAUUUCCUAAUGGAAGACGAUGAUGAUAGUGAUUAUGGCAGUUCAAAAAAGAAAAACAAAAAGAUGGUUAAGAAGUCCAAACCUGAGAGAAAAGAAAAGAAAAUGCCCAAACCCAGACUAAAGGCUACAGUGACGCCCAGUCCAGUGAAAGGAAAAGGAAAAGUGGGUCGUCCCACGGCUUCAAAGGCAUCAAAGGAAAAAACUCCUUCUCCCAAAGAAGAGGAUGAGGAAGCAGAAAGCCCUCCAGAAAAGAAGACCUCUGCAAGCCCUCCACUUGAGAAGUCUGGAGAUGAAGGGUCUGAAGAGGAAGCCCCAUCUGGGGAAGAUUAAAAGUGAUGUUUGGGGAGAGAUUUUAUUAAAAACACGAAAGGAAACCUACAUAGGACACGGUUUGGGCUGUGGCUUGACUCAUGGGCUUUCAGUGCUGUUUCAUUUGUCUGAAAGAAUAUUCUCUCUCUCUUUCUCUCACUCUCAGAACCAUUGUAUGUUAGAAUGUUUAAGUUGCCACUUUGUCUGGUGGUCUUAUUUCUUUGCCAACCCUCCCUCCCCCUCCCAAUGAAAGCCAUGUCAAUUAAUCACUGGGUUGACUGCUGUCUUGUAUUUUUAAUGGAAGUUAGGAAUCCCACGGCUGUAAAGCAAUAAGAUUUGAGAUGGGCGCUAUGGAAACUGCUUUUUGUUAAACAAUAGCAACUUGAACAGUAAUCAGAAAAACUAGAAAGGUUUUAGUUGAAAAUUAUUGUUCUUUUUCCUGUACUUUUGACAGACCAGUUGUCAUUUAACAUGAGCUUAUAUGUCUAAAGUGUAAAUGUCAAAAAGAAUCGUGACUCUAAACUUAGGCUGAUGAGGCAGUUGGAGAAGAACAUGAAUUCUGGUUGUUAACUCCGAGUGCUCACAUUAUCCUCUGGGUGUGGAGGGAAUGGACUUCCUGGAGCUUGUCUACAAAUGUGGGCUUUCUUAUUUUAUACUUGUUAUUCUCAGAGACUCAAAGCCAGUGGUCCUUUGUCCCAAUAACAGUCUUAAAAAAAAAAAAAAAUGGGCUACCAGAACCCAGAAUCUUCAUUAAUUUCAUAUUUCAUUCAUGUUUUCAUCUAUUCAUGUUUUUAAAAUAUAUAUUAUAUAUAUCCUGUUUUUUUGGAUAGAAUUUUACCAAUGAUCAAAAAGUGAAAAAGAUUCUCUAGAAUUUUGAUGACAAGGUGAGUGUACACCUCACAGUGCAUUUCUUUACAGGCUGAUGAUAGUUUUAAGCAAAUAAAGUUUGAGUUAAUAUGAAGCUCAGAUAUAAAGGUUUGAGAUUUAUCCUUUAUGAAUACAGAUAAUUGAAAUUCUUUUAUACUAUAAAUGUUUUCAAGGGCCCAUGAACCAUGCCAGUUUUAUUUGGGGAUAGAAACAAUUCCCUUCUUCAUAGUAACAUACUAUGAUAUACAUCUCACAACUUUGUCCUGCUACUUACAUUCUCAGUUCCCCCAUGGAAUAUUAUUUUCAUUUACUGGCAGCACGGGAGUAUGUUAAAUGCUGCUUCCAUACUUUGGAAUUGUGUUGCUUCUUAGUUGUUCUGAGCCCCUCCUUUCUGUUCAUGUUUCUUAAAGCAAGAGCCUGAGCCUCAACAGGAUUAGUGAACUAUUUGAGGGUGCCUUUGUGCCAUUGAUAACAGUCUAGACACCUUAGCAGAGCAUCAGGACAUAGAGCUAUAGGUUUGAUCCUCCACAUUCAGAUCCUAUGUACCAAUAGAAGCGAAGUUUAGGGGUCCUAUUAUGCUACUAAAAGAUUUAGUGGAAUUAAUUUCUGUAUAUUUUUAUGCACUUAAGCUAAAUUUGCUCCCUCAGUAUUCUGCUUUUGUGUUUUUUAAGUGACAUGUUUGUCUCAGACAAUGUCAUUUUCUUAUAGGUGUUCAUAGGACAAAGGGUUAUUUAAGAAAUAUUUUUACUCAAGUUUUUAAGACACUUUAAAGAACAUUCUUAGAUCUGCUUUAAAAUAAAUAAAAUAAAUAAAUAAAACACCUAGUGGUAGAGAGUCAUUUCAACCCUGCACUGUUAAUGAAUGAGUAUUAAAUAUGGCCAAAACUAGAAACUUGAACAUAAGUGGUUGGAUUAUUGUAUUAUGGAAUGGAAGUGUAGUUGUGAGCUGUGUAGUGGGGUAUUGCAGAUUAUCUGUUUGCUUUAGUGGGCUUGCUCAGGUACCCGUCCUUAAGCAAAGAGGAGACUCACCAUUGUUUCCACCAGGCAUCUCUCCCUUUUAGGGGUUUACAACUCAGUCUUACAUUCCUAGUGACAUUUGGGCUUUUCUUAGGUUAUGCUUCAUGAAAAUUUGUGGGUAGGGUGUCUUUCAACUUUAGCCUCAGUUUUUUAAAGUCUCUUUAAUAUAUUAAUCUGCACUAACCUCUGAUUUUUAUCUACCUAUAAUUGAGAAAUAAUACUGUCUUGAAGGUUACUUGUGUCUGAUUGGGCUUCUUGUUUAGAGGCCCUUUUAAAACUAAUUCAUUAGCUUGAAAAGUAUAUUUUCUAAUCACAGGCUGGUUAGAUUGAUUGGUGUCUCGAGUGAGCACACGGGCUCUGAAUGGAUGACCUUUGCUUUCACUUCAUUGUCCGUAACACUGUCCUCCUUCAAAUCAUGCAUGCAAAUAGGAAGACAUUUAAUGUGACUCAACUGGAAACAGGUGCUUAGCAGUUAGGUCAAAUAACGACAGCAGAUAGGUCACAGCUGUAGGCUCUUAAUGAUGGCUGGCGCUGGGCACCUCCGUGGCUUACUUACUGUCGGCCUUUUUUUCCCCGUGUGCCUAUAGUGAGGUGGUAAUCAUUCACUGUCUUGCUUUGCAGUGCUCAGGAAAUGGGGUGUUCAUUUGAAGGUGCUUGUCUGUUACCUAAUCUCUGCUAGGUUUACCUCUAACAGAUUGCAGCAGCUCUGCUAGCUAACACUACAUUCAAGUUCUCAAGGCUCUUUUUAAAGCCUUUCUCUCCCCCAUCCAGAAAUGGAAGCCUCUGGCUCCCCUAGUGGUAACUUAACUGCUGCUUUUAACCCUCCACCUCAGAAGGAUAUAUUUUAAAUACCUCCCACUCAGAAUUAACCUUACAAGGAAAAAAAUAAUAGUAGGAUGUUUCUUCUAGAAUGGUUAAGAGAAUCAAUCCCCCACCAAACACCUUUUCUUUAAGAAGUAAAACAAAAUACAGCAUUUUGUGUACCCUAGGCUGCCUCAUUUAAACUCCUGUUUGUUUUUUUGUUGUUGUUUUU
Onychomys torridus (southern grasshopper mouse) is the source of this 3815-nucleotide messenger RNA. It is a transcript of the gene Nucks1, whose product is annotated as nuclear casein kinase and cyclin dependent kinase substrate 1. Bases 189 to 920 code for a protein of 243 amino acids. Lineage: Eukaryota; Metazoa; Chordata; Mammalia; Rodentia; Cricetidae. Gene Ontology annotation, biological process: interstrand cross-link repair; double-strand break repair via homologous recombination. The record is from RefSeq and is a predicted model, not a curated record. Gene Ontology annotation, molecular function: single-stranded DNA binding; double-stranded DNA binding. Gene Ontology annotation, cellular component: cytoplasm. The transcript has 7 exons.